Olea europaea var. sylvestris is the source of this 765-nucleotide messenger RNA. RefSeq lists its product as uncharacterized. The record is from RefSeq and is a predicted model, not a curated record. The transcript is spliced from 2 exons. The coding region runs from base 1 to 765 and encodes 254 amino acids. Lineage: Eukaryota; Viridiplantae; Streptophyta; Magnoliopsida; Lamiales; Oleaceae.
AUGACGAGGUUUAACAAAGAAAGACUUCAAAUACCAGACCUACACAUCACAGCGGCUGUAUCCACCCUCAUUUACGCCAUAAGAUGUGAAGCCUUUAAGAUGUCCUUAUCAAAGACCCCGCCGCAGACUGUAACCGAGCUCCUUACUCAAGCUGAAAAAUACAUUAAUAUGGAGGAUACGCUGAAUCCAAGGAGAUCUGGUCCCUUCCAUGAAAAGCCCAAGAACAAGAAGCAACAUGAUUUCGUUUCCCGACCAGAGUAUCUUCGGGAAAAGCGCAAGAAUGAAGGUCCACCAGGGCCUCUCACCCGGUUGAACACCUCCAAUGCAAAUAUCUUAAUGGAGAUCAAAGAUAUGAAAGAGUUAAAGUGGCCUUCGAGAAUGAAGUCGCCCCCUGAUACAAGAGAUAGGAGCAAGAAUUACAUUGGUCAUGAUAAACGCUCGAGGAAUGACCGUCGGAAUGAGCCUAGAGCAGGAAGCAGUGCUCAACUCACUGCCGGGACAAUUAAUAUUAUCAUUGGAGGCAUAGUAUCUGGAGGAGACACAAACAGUGAGCGAAAGCAAUAUGCCCGUCAACAUGCUCAUACCUCAAGGGAAUCCCGUGAUAAACUCGAAGACAUUACCUUUAGGGUAGGGGAUUUGGAAGGAGUAUCAUAUCCUCAUGACGAUGCCUUGGUUGUCUCAACAGUUGUGGCCAACUUUGAAGUAAAGAGGAUUCUGGUUGAUAAUGAGAGUGCAGCAAACAUACUCUCACAAGGCUUUCACUAA